This is a messenger RNA of Euleptes europaea (tarantolino), 876 nucleotides long. RefSeq names its product ABO, alpha 1-3-N-acetylgalactosaminyltransferase and alpha 1-3-galactosyltransferase (gene ABO). Gene Ontology annotation, biological process: carbohydrate metabolic process. The coding region runs from base 1 to 876 and encodes 291 amino acids. Gene Ontology annotation, cellular component: membrane; vesicle; Golgi apparatus. NCBI's taxonomy places the organism in Eukaryota, Metazoa, Chordata, Lepidosauria, Squamata, Sphaerodactylidae. Gene Ontology annotation, molecular function: hexosyltransferase activity. The transcript is spliced from 3 exons. The record is from RefSeq and is a predicted model, not a curated record.
AUGGUUUACACAAAACCACACAUCUUUAAACCUCUAAGAACUGAUGUCCUUACAGUGACUCCCUGGCUUGCCCCAAUCAUUUGGGAAGGGACCUUCAACGUGGAUAUCUUGAAUGAGCAGUUCAGACAGAGGAACACGACUGUUGGGCUGACAGUGUUCGCUAUCAAAAAGUAUGUGGUCUUCCUCCAGCAGUUUCUAGAAACUGCAGAGACUUAUUUCAUGGUUGGGCAUAGAGUGAAGUAUUAUAUCUUCACCGAUAGGCCUGAAGCUGUUCCUAACAUAACUCUCAAAGAAGGAAGAGAGAUAAUCCCUAUCCGAGUUCAAAACUACCCAAGGUGGCAGGAAAUCUCCAUGCGCCGGAUGGAGAUGCUCAAUCACUAUGCUCAACAGCGCUUUAUCAGUGAAGUUGACUUUCUAGUAUGUGUCGAUGCAGACAUGCGGUUUAGUGACCAUGUUGGAGUAGAGAUUUUGAGCACGGUAUUUGGCACAAUUCACCCGAGUUUCUAUGCCGCUGAGCGCCAAGCAUUCACCUACGAACGGCGCCCCACCUCAAAAGCUUACAUUCCCCAAGACGAGGGUGAUUUUUACUAUAUUGGAGCCUUCUUUGGAGGAACGGUGGCUGAGGUUUACAAGCUGACCGAGAAGUGCCAUAAAGACAUCAUGGCUGAUAAAAACAAAAGUAUAGAGGCUGUCUGGCAGGAAGAGAGCCACCUAAACAAGUAUUUUGUGUACCAUAAACCCACAAAAAUACUUUCCCCGGAAUAUCUGUGGGACAAUAGUCUUGGUAACCCAAAGUUCCUUAAAAAAAAGAGAUUUCUCGCUGUCCCCAAAAAUCAUGCUGCAAUCAGAAAUAAAAGAAACUCAAACCUGAAAUGA